GCUGCAGUCCCCAAACUUGUGGGUUUUUAUUGCUAUCAUUCUCGUGGGUUGUUCUUUAAUGACGCUUUUCAUUGGGUGCCUUGCGAUCUUAAAGAUUAUAGAGAUGCUAUUGUUAUCUUUGAUCUCAAGGAAAUGACUUUUUCAAGAAUAUCUGCACCCGAACAACUGUCAUACUCCUAUCCAAGUCUUGCCCUACUCGGAGGCUGCCUAGCCUUGUAUUAUCACAAUCAUGGUAGCUGUAACACUGAUAUAUGGGUGAUGAAAGAAUAUAAAGUGCACUCAUCCUGGACUUUCUAUCAGAUUCCUUGCAUGGACUUCCGGCCUCUGUGCUUAUCUAGUAAUAGGGAUAUUAUUGGAGGAGGUUAUACUUGCUAUGGUAAAACAGGGUACUUCAUAUAUAAUGUCAGAGGAGACCUGCUCAACCAUUUUAAAAGUCUGUAUUGCCAGCUUCCCUGCCGUGAACGCAAUACAGUGUAUACAGAGAGUCUCUUACCACUCCCUGGUGACAUUAAGGAUAAGGAUAACAAGAAGAAGAUGAAGAAGGAAAUUGGCCAUCAAGUUCACCAUGAAUAGUUUUGAACAACCUGAUGUUGCUAAAGGUUAGCAUCAAACAAAAAAAGAGAAUUAGGAGCCAACAUACAAGUGAAGAGCUUGACACAUGGGGAAGAAGAACAUUUGAAAGUGCAAAUGAAGUUUAGUUGGUUAUGCAAAACUUUAGAUGUUUUAUUUCUUAGUUGGUUAUGUAAAACAGUAAAACUUUAGAUGCUUUAUUUUGCAUAUUACAUAAUGUACUUUUCUUUUAUCAUGUCAAAACCUUAUGAAUCCAAUCCUAGAAGUUUUAAUUGUAGAUUCUUUUGGAGAUAAUACGUUUCUCCUGCAAACUUGAGAUGUUAGGUGUGGAGUCUAGUGAAUUUGUCAAAUGAAUCUCUUAUAAAAUUUCUGUUUAUGGCUGUUUUAUCGAGCAAUGACAUU
Messenger RNA from Arachis ipaensis, 972 nucleotides. Its product is annotated as F-box protein CPR1-like. Gene Ontology annotation, molecular function: protein binding. The record is from RefSeq and is a predicted model, not a curated record. Lineage: Eukaryota; Viridiplantae; Streptophyta; Magnoliopsida; Fabales; Fabaceae.